Molecule: messenger RNA, 666 nt
Organism: Racocetra persica
Lineage: Eukaryota; Fungi; Glomeromycota; Glomeromycetes; Diversisporales; Gigasporaceae
Source: the annotation of a GenBank genome assembly
AUGCCUUAUAAAGAUAUUGAAAAAAAGAAAGAAUAUCAAAGAAAAUUAAUGGCCGAGAGAAGAGCCAAAAUUAAAGAACUGAAAAAUGUUAGUCCCGUUAGUCCCAAUGAAAAAGCGUUAGACCCUAAUUUAAACGUGAUACCUGAAAAUCAAAAAAAGGAUGUGAUACCCGUUAUUUCCGAAGCAAUUGCCGACUUUGGUUUAAAGUCCAGUUCAAAUGUGAUACCAGAUUUAAAUGUUAUACCCAUCAAACCCGCAAGCCCCGUUUGUGAAACUGAGACAAGAGAACACCGACGAGUACUUGUGUCUGUUGAAAAUAGUAAGCCCAAGUUGAUUGCGGACACCACUAAUUUAGUGGUUGCCGAACCACUAGUAUUAGAAUCGGUAGCAAAAGUAAGUGUCAACCUAAAAAAAGAGGUGGACGAAAAUGCAGAAGCCUUAAGCAAAGUAGAACCCAAAAUUGUUAACCAAGUAGAACUCGAAUUAGCACCAAAUGUCGAAUCCGUUAACGCCAACAAAAAUAAAAAUAAGGCCGAACGAGAGGAACAAUCCAAAUCAGAGGUAAUCAAGAUUAGUCGUGUUGUUCCUGACGAAUUUCUUAGUAAAACAGAUACUUCAAGAAAAAUGGUUGAAGGCAAAGAAUAUGUUUAUAUUAAUGGCCGUUGA